Messenger RNA from Cotesia glomerata, 3334 nucleotides. It is a transcript of the gene cyc, whose product is annotated as aryl hydrocarbon receptor nuclear translocator-like protein 1. NCBI's taxonomy places the organism in Eukaryota, Metazoa, Arthropoda, Insecta, Hymenoptera, Braconidae. The record is from RefSeq and is a predicted model, not a curated record. Gene Ontology annotation, biological process: regulation of transcription by RNA polymerase II. Gene Ontology annotation, cellular component: aryl hydrocarbon receptor complex; transcription regulator complex; cytoplasm. Bases 460 to 3132 code for a protein of 890 amino acids. Gene Ontology annotation, molecular function: protein dimerization activity; RNA polymerase II cis-regulatory region sequence-specific DNA binding; DNA-binding transcription factor activity, RNA polymerase II-specific. The transcript has 15 exons.
AAUGCCUCUGCAGUUGUAGUCGUAGUCAUAGUCAUAGUCGUAGUUAGUUGGUAUAUUGCAUACAACUAGAAUGUAGUGGUAUUUCCAACGAUUGUAGACCACGUGGCUUUUAAAACUCACAUCAGUUGCUUUUAAACUACGACUAGACUCACUACUCAACAAUAUUUCCCGCUUUAUCGUUGGUUUACUCCUAAAAAAAAGUGUUUUUGUUUUUUAAUAAUAUUUUUAAAAUUAAAUUCAAAUUUUAUUUAAUUAAUUAUUACCAUGUUGCAGUGAAAUUUUUAUUGUAUUUGUUAUACUGUGGUUGACAAGUCAAAAAAAAAGUGAUAUAAUCUAUUUACGAGUACUUGAAAGUUACCACCAUUGGAUUACAGUAAAUUUGACAGGAAGGGAGGCCGCGAGCUUUUUUCAUCGUUGAAUAACAACGAUGCGGCCUCACUUAGUAAUUUCACGUGCUGGAUGUACGGCUAUAUCGAUGAAAGCAGAUUGGCAAAUGAAGUUGGUGGACUCGUUGAAGAUCCGAUGGUGGUUGAGAAGAGUCAGAGUUCCGGUGUAACUGGAAAUUCGGUUCAAUUGUCUCAAGUUCCUCGGCUAUACUCCGGCGACAUAGAUAUUGCAAUAAAAAAGGACAUUAAUAAUAAAGACAGUAAAGAAUGUAAUAUUGAAUUGUCCGAGUUGGACGAAUUCCUGCAUUGUCGUGGCUGCAACGACAAUAACCGAGAAAUGGUGGGCCAAGACAUGGCCCAGAGCUAUAACGAGCUCUUCCACGCAGCCCAGGAACCUCAAGAAUUCAUCUCGCUCGAAGAAUUAGGCCCGAGAAUUACCACCGAUCACCAUUGUCAUCAAACGGUAGCUAAUCCUGGUAUAAAUAGUGACCAGUUGUAUGGAGACACUGAUGACGGGCAGCAUCAAAGUCAGCCGAGGACUUAUUAUAAUUUAUCUUCUCUUCCAGACUCAUGCGCAAGUGUUUAUUUUGGUGACAUACGUAAUGGAAACAAUGGAAUCCAGGCUGGAGAACCACUUGCACCGACAGCGACUCCAGCGACAGGAACAUUGUCACCUGAAAGACUUGAUCGGCACUCGAGCAUCAAAGGCCCGGCAAAUGAAAGAAAAAACAAUGUCAACACCACGACGACCACAACGGUGGUACAAGCAAUAACAGUAUCAGUAGCGACGAACAUCAGCAACAGCAGCAUCACAAACUGUUCCGUCCGUGAUGUUAAAAUCUCUCGAGUUGACGGAACUUCAGGGCCAGCCGUGCCCGAGUACAACCAAAAUUGCAUCGAACCUUUUACGCAUCCCGAUAGCUGUGCGAUGCAGACUGUCUUGUCGCCGAGUCAGAGCCACUCGUAUCAUCACCACCACCACCAUCAUCAUCGUCACCAUCAUCAUCAUCAUCACCACCGUGAAAUCCUUGAUAGUCAUUGCAAUACUCCUGAAGAUGAUUGCUUACCUUUUACUAAAAAAAGAAAAGUUUCUUGUCAAGAUGAAAAUGAUCUGAUAGAAGAUACAAUAGAUAAUAAUAAAUCACUCCGUAUAAAUGCUGACAGUAAAAAGCAAAAUCACAGUGAAAUAGAGAAACGAAGACGCGAUAAAAUGAAUACUUACAUCACUGAAUUAUCAGCGAUGAUACCGAUGUGCCAUGCAAUGUCUAGAAAAUUAGAUAAGCUCACUGUAUUACGUAUGGCAGUGCAACAUAUUAAGACAAUAUUAGGCGCAGUUACAACUUACACUGAGGGUCAUUACAAGCCGGCGUUUCUCAGCGAACAAGAGUUGAAAACUUUGAUCUUACAGGCUGCUGAUGGUUUUCUCUUUGUCGUCGGUUGUGAUCGUGGGAAAAUUUUAUAUGUAUCAGAAUCUGUUUCUGAAAUACUCAAUUAUUCUCAAGAGGAUUUACUGGGUCAAAGUUGGUUUGAUAUAUUGCAUCCAAAAGACGUAGCGAAAGUUAAAGAGCAAUUAUCUUCAUCAGACUUAAGCCCGCGGGAAAGAUUAAUAGACGCGCGAACGAUGCUUCCGGUGAAGACUGACGUACCGCAUGAUGUUUCAAGGCUGUGUCCCGGAGCAAGGAGAUCAUUUUUUUGUCGAAUGAAGCGAAAGUUAAUUGAAAAAUCUUCCGGAUGUAAUGAGUCUCAGAUUAAAGAAGAAAUGGACCCUGCGAUUGGUUGUCAUCGCAGAAAAAAACAGCAAAGUACUGACUGGAAAUACUGUGUUAUCCAGUGUACCGGUUAUUUAAAGUCCUGGGGGCCGGCAAAACUCUGUGUGGAAGAGCAAGAAGGCGAAAGUGAUGGUGAAGCAGGAAAUUUAUCUUGUCUAGUAGCUAUUGGAAGAGUUCAACCAAGCUUACCAGCUCUCACUUCUAAUUCAUCGCGUACGCCGCGAUUAAGGACCAUUGAAUUUGUUUCGCGGCAUGCUACGGACGGAAAAUUUCUUUUCGUCGACCAAAGGGCGACGAUUGUGUUGGGUUUCUUGCCACAAGAACUUUUAGGAACAAGUAUGUACGAAUAUUACCAUCAUGACGACAUUCAUCACCUUGCAGAGUCUCACAAAGCGGCACUUAAAUCUUCCGAACGGGUUACGACACAGGUUUAUCGAUUUAAAGCUAAAGGUGCUAGUAUUGUAAGACUACAGUCCGAGUGGAGAUCUUUUGAAAACCCAUGGACCAAAGAUGUUGAAUAUCUUAUUGCAAAAAAUUCAGCUGUUUGUAUCGAUAGUCAAGAAAAUAGUAGGUAUGAGACGAGCUCAAAUGUACAAGAGAAUUAUGACUUUUAUACUCAAAGUAACGCUAGUCUAGGACGACUAAUCUCUAGUCAAGUAGAGAUCUCAACGGCAGCAUCUUCUGAAAGAGAUCGUGAUUCAACUCAAUCCAGCAUUGGCAAUGAAGCGAAUGACUUAACGCCGUUUAACAAUGUCUUGCCAAAUGUUUCAUUAAAUAUGACUCAUGAUCAAGGAACGUCGAGUGAAAAAAAUAUGUUAGAAAUGAUGGGAGAUACGACUAUAAGUGAAACUCCGAAUCCUUUGACCACUGACGGAAGCGACGAAGCAGCCAUGGCUGUAAUAAUGAGCCUCUUGGAAGCAGAUGCUGGUCUAGGAGGCCCUGUAGACUUUUCGGGACUUCCUUGGCCGCUUCCUUAACUUACAAAUUUAAUAAACUCCAUUUAUCAUAACAUAAUUAAUAACUUUAAAAUGUCGUGAUACUUCUCAUGCACUCCUUUGAGUCUGGAUUAAAUAGACUCGUCUAGUACAAAUAAAAAAAAAAAAAUAUUCAUCAUCGGUUUAUGUUAAGUGAUCUGUAAAUAUUAUAUUAAUGAGUAAUGAGAUAUUUUAUAAUUGAUUA